Molecule: messenger RNA, 300 nt
Organism: Capsella rubella
Lineage: Eukaryota; Viridiplantae; Streptophyta; Magnoliopsida; Brassicales; Brassicaceae
Product: putative defensin-like protein 233
Exons: 2
Coding region: 1-300 (99 amino acids)
Biological process (GO): signal transduction
Source: RefSeq, a predicted model, not a curated record
AUGAGGUCUACUACUUUGUUUAUGUUUUCUUGUUUUUCCAUCUGUUUAAUUCUAAGCCAUGUUAAAGAGGUGGAAGCUGGAGCACCUCCACAAGACUGUUGGGAACUCGUCACAUUUCCUGGAAAAUGCGGAUUUCAUGGAAAGAAGAAAUGCUUUAAAGAAAUGGAAGCUAAAAUGAAACAACGCUUUCUUCAAUGCACAUGUAAGAACUUAAAAGAUGAACCCAAACCACCUAAAGACGAACAUGACUGCAUUUGUCAAAGAGAAAAUCCCUACGAAUGUAAUAAUGUCCCGUCUUAG